Messenger RNA from Petromyzon marinus (sea lamprey), 1583 nucleotides. RefSeq lists its product as uncharacterized. Gene Ontology annotation, cellular component: cytoplasm. Gene Ontology annotation, molecular function: signaling adaptor activity. NCBI's taxonomy places the organism in Eukaryota, Metazoa, Chordata, Hyperoartia, Petromyzontiformes, Petromyzontidae. Gene Ontology annotation, biological process: signal transduction. The record is from RefSeq and is a predicted model, not a curated record.
GAGUAUUUGGCUGCUGCUGCUGUACAUUCCCACACGAGGACGAUAAAGCCAACUUAGCUGAGCUAUCGUUACGCGAUGGCCAUGUCUACGCAGCUCAGUGGGGCCUCACACCUGGCAAAAAAAAAAAAAAGUUUAAUUAGUUGGUUCAUAGUCUAACCAACACCGAUUCCGACUCCCGACGACUCGGUCGCAGGGGGAGGACGUGGCGGCUCACGAGAGGAGCGGAGGCACCGCGGUGGAGCCGCCCUCGCCCCUGGGCUUUGUGUUCGGCCUGCGCACGCCGGAGCGAGUCUACGUGCUGGAGGCCGACUCGGCGCACGAGAUGCACGCGUGGGUGAAGGCGCUGCGUCAGCUGUGUGGGCAACCCGAUGGCACCAAACCCGCCGACCAAUCGAAAUCUCCAAGCCCGGCCUACUCCGCCAACGCCGGCCAAUCGGGAGGCUCCUCUCAUCCCAGGUCCGGCGCCAUCUCCAAGAGCACAUCGGCCAUUUUCCCGGUCCCUGCCCGGAGCCAUGCCCCCUCAAAGGGUGGCCACGCCCCCUCCCCGGGCCACGCCCACUCACUCGACCAAUUGUACGGGGCGGAGCAGAGGCUCCACCCACAUCGUCUGCGCAGCCAAUCGCAGCCCAGCAGUGCGCUGGGCGUCCCGCCCAGAAGCCAGGGGGGAAGCGAGGGUGACGAUCCUACGUACCUCACCCCCAGGACCAUGUCAAUGCCCACACAGCCGCGCGUCGCUCCCCUCUCCUCGCCACCCUCGCUAGUGGGGGGCACGACCCUCGAGAACACGGGCCCAGAGGAGGUGGCUGACGAGGUGGGGGGCAGCUACGUCUUCAUGAGGGGCAAUGACUACGUCCCCAUGUGCCGGGGGGCACCCCCCACCCCCUGGAUCCCGGCUGGGGGCCCCCAGCCGCUCCACCUCCACGGGGAGCGGCUCCCCCCGCAGCAGCAGCAGCAGCAGCUGGCCAUGGUGGAUCUGGUCCCAGGGAUGAUGUCUCUGUGGAAGCCACCGUCCAUGUCUCUGUCUCCUCCACCGAUCAACCGUGACCUGAAGCCGGUGCGGCCCGGGGCGCAGACGCGGAGUGGCGGAGCCUCCCCCGGGCCUCAGGCAGAGGCACCGUGGAGCUCACCGAGGAGCUCCGAGCCCACUGAGACCCAGCCGCCCUGGGACACCGAGAAAGACGGAUACAUCCCCAUGAGCUGCAUGGUGACUGCUGCUUCGCACGUAAACUACCUGGACGUGGACGUGGAGGCUCGGGGGAUUACGAACGCACCGGUGGGGGUGCUGCCCCCCUCCCCCCCGUCCCCGCUGGUGCUGGCCUUGUGCCGGGUGGACUACGUGACGGUGGACCACGAGCGCACGCUCGCCCUGCAGAGCACACGCCACGAGUGGAGGCACGCGCGUGACGCCCUCUGAUAGUCCACCUCCUAAUCCACCACCGCCAGGGUGGACAAUCACAGCCAGCCCGUGUCUCACCAACUCACCACCACCACCACCAGGGUGGACAAUCACAGCCAGCCCGUGUCACCAACUCACCACCACCACCAGGGUGGACAAUCACAGCCAGCCCGUGUCACCCACUCAC